AUGCUCGCUCGGCACGCUCCCGCUACCCAGGUAGUCACCGGUGCCUCGCACCGCGUGCUGCCCUCCGCCUCGGCCGCGGCUCGCCUCUCCGCUACCACCUCGUCCGCCCGCCGCCAGCAGCGCAGGAACCUCGCCACCGUCCAGGACACGCCUGUCCACCGCCACGGCGGCCUCAAGGACCAGGACCGCAUCUUCCAGAACCUCUACAGCCACCAUGGCGCCGACCUCAAGAGCGCCAUGAAGUACGGCGACUGGUACAAGACCAAGGAGAUUGUCCUGAAAGGCCACGACUGGAUUAUUUCCGAAAUCAAGGCUUCCGGUCUGCGCGGUCGUGGUGGUGCCGGUUUCCCCUCGGGUCUGAAGUGGUCUUUCAUGAACUUCAAGGAUUGGGACAAGGACAACAAGCCCCGCUACCUCGUCGUCAACGCCGAUGAGGGUGAGCCCGGUACUUGCAAGGACCGUGAGAUUAUGCGCAAGGACCCCCACAAGCUCAUUGAGGGCUGCUUGAUUGCCGGCCGUGCCAUGAACGCGACCGCCGCCUAUAUCUACAUUCGUGGUGAAUUCUAUCACGAGGCUACCGUCCUUCAGCGCGCUAUCCAGGAGGCUUACCAGGCCGGCCUCAUUGGCAAGAAUGCCUGCGGUUCCGGCUACGACUUCGACGUCUACGUCCACCGUGGUAUGGGUGCCUACGUUUGCGGCGAGGAGACUUCUCUUAUCGAGUCGCUCGAGGGCAAGCCCGGCAAGCCCAGGUUGAAGCCCCCGUUCCCCGCUGCCGUCGGUCUUUUCGGCUGCCCCUCCACCGUCACCAACGUCGAGACUGUCGCUGUCGCCCCCACCAUCUGCCGUCGUGGCGGCAACUGGUUCGCUUCGUUCGGCCGUGAGCGCAACUCGGGUACCAAGCUCUUCUGUAUCUCCGGCCACGUCAACAACCCUUGCACCGUUGAGGAGGAGAUGUCGAUCCCGCUGCGCGAGCUGAUCGACAAGCACUGUGGUGGUGUUAUUGGUGGCUGGGAUAACCUGAAGGCCGUCAUUCCCGGUGGUUCAUCGACUCCCAUUCUCCCCAAGCACGUUUGCGACGACCAGCUCAUGGACUUUGACGCUCUCAAGGACUCGCAGUCUGGUCUUGGUACCGCUGCUGUCAUCGUCAUGGAUAAGUCCACUGACGUUGUCCGUGCCAUUUCCCGUCUCAGCAAGUUCUACAAGCACGAGUCUUGCGGCCAGUGCACCCCUUGCCGUGAGGGUUCCAAGUGGACCUACCAGAUCAUGAACCGUUUCGAGAAGGGCCAGGCGCGCGCACGUGAGAUCGACAUGAUGCAGGAGCUCACCAAGCAGGUCGAGGGACACACCAUCUGUGCCCUGGGCGAGGCCUUUGCUUGGCCCAUUCAGGGUCUUAUCCGCCACUUCAGGCCUGAGCUUGAGGCUAGAAUACAGGACUUUGCGGCGAAGAAUGGCGGAGAGGCGCUGGCUGGUGGUUGGGCACACGACGCCUCGAAGAAGGGCCAGCUUAUUGCUCCGGGACAGUAA
Molecule: messenger RNA, 1524 nt
Organism: Lasiodiplodia theobromae
Lineage: Eukaryota; Fungi; Ascomycota; Dothideomycetes; Botryosphaeriales; Botryosphaeriaceae
Product: NADH:ubiquinone oxidoreductase
Exons: 2
Coding region: 1-1524 (507 amino acids)
Molecular function (GO): 4 iron, 4 sulfur cluster binding; NAD binding; NADH dehydrogenase (ubiquinone) activity
Source: RefSeq, a predicted model, not a curated record